CUAUAAACAGCCCAGCGCCCAGGAUGCCCCACAAGAUUGGCUUCGUUGUCGUCAGCUCAUCUGGACAUGAAGAUGGCUUCAGUGCCCGGGAACUGAUGAUUCACGCACCAACCGUCAGCGGGUGGAGGUCACCGAGAUUUUGCCAGUUUCCACAAGAAAUCGUCCUUCAGAUGGUGGAGAGGUGUCGAAUCAGGAAGCUGCAGCUGCUUGCCCACCAGUACAUGAUCCCAAGUAAAGUGGAGUUCUACAUCAGCGAGAGCCUGCCCGAGUACUUUGUGCCCUACCAGGCGGAGCGGUUCCGGAGACUUGGCUACAUCUCUCUCUGUGACAAUGAGAAGACAGGCUGCAAAGCCCGGGAGCUGAAGUCCGUCUACGUGGAUGCAGUAGGACAGUUCCUGAAGCUGAUUUUUCACGAGAACCACGUCAACAAGUACAACAUAUACAAUCAGGUUGCUCUGGUUGCAGUAAAUAUCAUUGGAGACCCUGCAGAUUUCGGUGAUGAAAGCAAUAUUACCUCUAGAGAGAAGCUGAUUGAUCAUUAUCUGGGGCACAACAGUGAGGACCCAGCUCUGGAAGGAACUUGUACUGGGAAAUCUGACUAUAUUUCUCCACUAGAUGACUUAGCUUUUGAUAUGUACCAAGAUCCAGAAGUUGCCCAGAUUAUACGUAAAUUAGAUGAAAGAAAACGUGAAGCUGUCCAAAAGGAACGUUACGACUAUGCCAAGAAGCUAAAACAAGCUAUUGCUGAUUUGCAAAAGGUCGGAGAGCGGCUCGGGCGGUACGAGGUGGAGAAGCGCUGUGCGGUGGAGAAGGAGGACUACGACCUGGCCAAGGAGAAGAAGCAGCAGAUGGAGCAGUUCCGAAGCCAGGUGUAUGAGCAGCUGCAGCUACACAGCCUGGUGGACCCCGAGCCGGUGCGAAGGCCUUCCGACCUGCCCCUCCAGCCCCUUGCCCACUCUGCCAGUCCUCGCCACCAACAGCCGGUGCCGUCCCUCCCGCAAGAAGACAGGGCGCCAGAAAGCUGGUUUGCAGAGCCUUUCCCUCAGGAGAAGCCUCCAGCGCAUGCCCUGGGCCCUUCUCAGCACUCCACAGUGGACCUGUCACCGCGCGCCACAGACCUUCAUCUCAAGACCCAUCUCCAGUCCAUGCCCUAUGACGAGCGGCCCCUUCCUGCCUCGCGGAAGCAGCCAGCAGUGGCCCUGGAGCCAGAAAAGAGUGACAGUGAUGUCAGCGAGGCUCCCAGAGGAGGUGCGGCUGGAGAGCCGGAGCCCUUGACGGAGAAGGCCCUGAGGGAGGCCGGCCCCGCCGUGGACGUGCUCGGAGAGAGCCUGGUCGCCGGGGCCUAUUCCAAGACAUGGUCGUACCGGGAGGACGCGCUGCUGGCCCUGUAUAAGCGACUGAUGGAGACGCCUGCUGGAACCCCGAAGGAAGAGCUGAAGAGCAUGCUGCGCGCAUCUAUCUUUCUCGUGAGAAGAGCCCUCAGAGACAUAGUGACCCCGGUUUUUCAGGCUUCUUUGAAAUUGUUGAAAAUGAUAAUUACGCAAUAUAUUCCUAAACACAAACUGAGUAAGCUUGAAACUGCUCACUGUGUGGAAAGAACCAUCCCCAUCCUGCUCACCAGGACUGGAGACUCUUCUGCUCGCCUCCGAGUCAUAGCUUCAAACUUUAUUCAGGAAAUGGCCUUGUUCAAGGAAGUUAGGUCUCUCCAAAUUAUUCCAUCUUACCUGGUGCAGCCAUUAAAAGCCAACUCUUCGAAUCAUCUGGCAAUGAGUCAGAUAGGCCUCCUGGCCCGGCUUCUGAAAGACCUGGGCACCAGGGGCACGGGCUUCACCAUCGAUAACGUGAUGAAGUUUUCAGUGAGCACCCUGGAGCACAGAGUGUAUGAGGUUCGAGAGACAGCGGUUAGAGUUAUUUUGGACAUGUAUAAACAGCACCGGGCUUUUAUUCUAGAGUACCUCCCUCCCGACGACAACACCAUACGCAAGAAUGUUCUCUAUAAAACAAUUUUUGAGGGAUUUGCUAAAAUAGAUGGCAGACCUACAGAAGCUGAAAUUAGGGCACAGAAGAAAGCAGCUACAGAAGAAGCAGAAAAACGAAAGAAAGAAGAAAUUAAAGCUUUACAAGGGCAGUUGGCCGCACUCAAGGACAUUCAGGCCGAAGCCCAGGGGAAAGAAGGCCCCUCGGUGGAGGCGGAGAGUCAGGACACACAAGGAGGGAAAGCAGCCUCCCCGCCGGCCCCGGAAGCCCCAGAUAAUCACUAUUUGGAUAAUUUGUGUAUCUUCUGUGGGGAAAGGAGUGAGUCCUUCACAGAAGAGGGGCUGGACCUGCACUACUGGAAGCAAUGUCUCAUGCUGACGAGGUGCGCCCACUGCAAACAGGUGGUGGAGAUCUCCAGCCUGACGGAGCACUUGCUGACAGAAUGCGACAAGAAAGAUGGGUUUGGAAAGUGUUACCGCUGCAACGAGGCUGUUCUGAAGGAAGAGCUGCCCAGACACAUAAAAACGAAGGAGUGUAACCCUGCCAAACCAGAGAAGCUGGCAAACCGGUGCCCUCUGUGCCAUGAGAACUUCUCCCCUGGAGAGGAGGCGUGGAAAGCUCACCUCAUGGGCCCCGCUGGCUGCACAAUGAACCUGCGUAAGACCCACGUGCUGCCCAAGGCUCCUGCUCUGCUGCCGGGUAAAGGCCCAGCCAUGGCCAAAUCAGGGACCUCAGGAUCAAAGAUUGGAAGCAAGAUCCCAACCCCGAAGGGACUGAGCAAAAGCUCUGGCAGGACAUACACAAAGCAGUGA
Molecule: messenger RNA, 2789 nt
Organism: Odobenus rosmarus divergens (Pacific walrus)
Lineage: Eukaryota; Metazoa; Chordata; Mammalia; Carnivora; Odobenidae
Gene: CEP104
Product: centrosomal protein 104kDa
Exons: 21
Coding region: 24-2789 (921 amino acids)
Cellular component (GO): cilium
Source: RefSeq, a predicted model, not a curated record